CUAGAUGGGAAAAAUUUUGAAAAAUCAAGAGGAUAAUCAACUUAGAAAACUAUAAUAAUAACAAGAAACAACAGAGAACCUUCCUAAAUUCUUUCUUCCAUACUUUCCAGUUCUAAAGUCAGCCAGUCACCAACUUCUGUCUUCCUUUUAAAUUAAUGUUUCAAUCUAAUUGCUGUUUUCUUCAAGCCUGAUUCAUCUUCUCAAAAAACAGAACUCUUCUUUAGUAGUACAUCAGAUCUUUCUGUCUCAAUAAAAUGGCCAAAAAACCCGUCAAAUACUAUGUGGUUGACGCGUUUACUGAUUCGGCUUUCAAGGGAAACCCAGCAGCGGUUUGUUUGUUGGAGGAAGACAGAGAUGACCAGUGGUUGCAAGCUGUAGCAGCUGAGUUUAAUCUUUCUGAGACUUGUUACUUGACUCGGAGCAAGGGCUUCUCCUCUCAUACUCCCAGGUUUAGUCUUAGAUGGUUCACUCCUGUGACUGAGGUCGAGCUUUGUGGCCAUGCAACAUUAGCAUCUGCAUAUAUUCUCUUCACAACUGGGUUGGUAAAUUCAGACAUGAUUGAAUUCGAUACACUAUCCGGAAUUCUUACUGCCAAAAAGGGUCCAGAUUUCAAGGCUCCAAUUUCUGAUGUCUCUCAGAUUCAGGGUGGCGAAGAGCAUCAAAAUUGCUUUUCGGUUGAGUUGGAUUUUCCUAUAGUUCCCUACACCGAAUUCGAUUCUACUGAGGUUUCAGCAAUCUCCAAAGCAUUGAGCGGUGCUGCUGUUAUUGACAUUAAGAGGACUCCAGAUGGUCUCCUCCUUGUUGUGCUCCCAUCUGCAAAAUCCGUCAUAGAAUUACAGCCACAGAUAGAUGACAUACGUAAAUGUGGUGGAGAAGGAAUAAUUGCUUCAGGGGCUGCUUCUACGGAGUCUGGAUUUGAUUUUGCUAGUCGAUGCUUCUUCCCAAAAUGUGGCAUAAAUGAGGAUCCUGUUACUGGGGGUGCACAUUGUACCCUGGCACCCUAUUGGAGCCAAAAGCUGGGAAAAUGUGAUUUCAUCGCUUAUCAGGCAUCAGCUAGAGGUGGAAUAUUGGGCCUUCAUUUAGAUGAGAAGAAUCAGAGAGUGCUUAUGCGGGGAAAAGCUGUCACUGUGAUGGAAGGCACUCUUUUGGUUUAGAUUUCCAACUUGAUUUCUUUAUAUAUGUAUCAUUAAACUGAAGUAGACGUUGGUGGUGAUUGUGUCGAAUAAUUCCCUUCGCUUUCCAAUGCUAACGCAGCUGGUGUGUAAUAACUAGGGUUCGUAUCUGACCCCUGCUUUGUUGGAUUAAUGUUGUUUCCGAUUUUAUGACAAACUUUAAAGUUGUGGAUUAUGUCUGACUGCCUUGUCCGUUAAUACA
Molecule: messenger RNA, 1374 nt
Organism: Durio zibethinus
Lineage: Eukaryota; Viridiplantae; Streptophyta; Magnoliopsida; Malvales; Malvaceae
Biological process (GO): biosynthetic process
Cellular component (GO): cytoplasm
Molecular function (GO): isomerase activity
Source: RefSeq, a predicted model, not a curated record